Molecule: messenger RNA, 3454 nt
Organism: Megalobrama amblycephala (Wuchang bream)
Lineage: Eukaryota; Metazoa; Chordata; Actinopteri; Cypriniformes; Xenocyprididae
Gene: klf6a
Product: Kruppel-like factor 6a
Exons: 4
Coding region: 252-1103 (283 amino acids)
Biological process (GO): regulation of transcription by RNA polymerase II
Molecular function (GO): RNA polymerase II cis-regulatory region sequence-specific DNA binding; DNA-binding transcription factor activity, RNA polymerase II-specific
Source: RefSeq, a predicted model, not a curated record
CACGAGGGGGUAGGCAGGCUGCGAGGUUUGAAUAGGGGAAGUUGACAGAGCGCAGAGCUGUGCGUGAGUUCAGUGUGUUUGCAAAUAUAGAGUGAGCUCAACAGACGGACUAGCGGACUCUGAGCAAAGCGACGGCUGCACCGCGUUGCUAUUGCACGAAGAGGACGCUUUCUUGUCACACUUUAUCUUGAUUCAACAAGAUAUCUAUAUAUAUUUUUCUUGUCUUUUAUUGCCUGAUACUUGGGAUUGCAAUGGAUGUUCUACCAAUGUGCAGCAUUUUUCAGGAACUUCAGAUCGUCCAUGACACUGGCUAUUUCUCUGCAUUGCCGUCGCUUGAAGAAUACUGGCAACAGACAUGUCUGGAGCUGGAGAGAUAUUUGCAGAGCGAGCCGUACGUCUCUGCGUCUGACCUCAAGUUUGAGGGCCAGGAAGAUCUUUGGAGCAAGCUCAUCUUGGCUUGUGGAGAUAAGGGAGAUGGGAACGGCAACCUUCCCAGCGUCAAGGAAGAGGACAAUCAGGACUGCCAAAUAUUAGAAAUCAACAGCAUGAAUUCGGAUGCCAGCAGCGAGGCGUCUGACAGCUCGGAGGAGCUCUCGCCCACUCACAUCUUUACCUCCAACCCGCUGGGCUCGGUUCUGACGGAGUCAGCACAUCACUUGAGUUCCUCUAUCAUCAGCACGCCUCCGUCCUCCCCGGAAACCCCCCAGGAGCCCGGCGUCCCGCAGGUGUGGGGCUCCACGCAGACUGACUUGCACGUGCCGGCGAAGAUCCGGCAAAACGGACUGGGGAAGGCCUCUGAUAAGGCUUCCGCAGGAGGGGACGCCUCUCCGGACGGCAGGAGGAGAGUGCACAGGUGUCACUUCAACGGCUGCCGGAAGGUUUACACAAAGAGUUCUCACUUAAAAGCACAUCAGCGGACUCACACAGGUGAGAAGCCGUACAGGUGUUCAUGGGAAGGCUGCGAGUGGCGCUUCGCGAGGAGCGACGAGCUAACCCGACACUUCAGGAAGCACACCGGUGCAAAGCCAUUUAAAUGCAGUCACUGUGACAGGUGUUUCUCCAGGUCGGACCACCUGGCCCUGCACAUGAAGAGGCACCUUUGAGCGGGUCGUAGCUUCACGCUGGGGAUCUGUUGUGUCCUGACCAGCUUCCUGGUUGACCUGGCCCUGCAAGAAAUGGGGGGAGUGUGUUCCAGCCAAAGCAUGCCAUUUUGCACCAUAUCCUGUGCCUCCGUGAGCCCCGGGAUAAAGGCGGACUGACUGGUUGUUGAAACGGAAAAGGAAGGGACAAAAUCACGUAUGAAGAAUCGAACAGAGGAGGAUGAUUUAGUUAAAAAACAAAACAAAAUUUAAAAAAAAAAAAAAAAAAGAGCGAAUGAAUGGUGUGUUGUAUGGUGCAUGAUGUUUUGGACAACUCCUGGACUAUACACUGGUACUUUAAAACAAAUCCUGUUUGACGUGAGCGGAUGAAUGACCCGUGUGCGAAGAAGAAGGGUGGGAGGGGGGUACCAGUGUAUCACUUGUGGGCUGAAUGGUGUCGGGAAACAAGUUCCGUUUUUGUUUCCACACGGUAUGUGAGAACGGCAAAGUCUGAAUGAAGCCGUGAGACUGAGGACUCCUGCCAGACGCCCCCGGGCUCUGUGGCGCAAGACUGAGGGAGGGGGACGAAUCGGCCAGGGUUUCACCCCCUGCCCCCAUCUAAAGGGGGGGCGGAAACUCGGUCCUGAAUGAAAGUGGCUUUUUUGGUGUUCGGUGCAGCUACUAAAUGUGCAAUGUGUUCGGUAGCUUGUUUUUUUGACAGGCUACAAAAGCUCAUUUGUAGUCCGUUGUAUAAGCUGUGUGCUUAGAGAUGUAACACAAUUAUAACUUCACUAUCAUAAACAGGUGUUGCAUGGUAUUGGGGUUUGUACUUCUCUCUCUUCUCUUUUUUGUUUUUUUUGUAAUUGGGACUGCAAAUAGAUUCCAAUAAAGCGCAGCUAAAUACAAUUGGUUAAAUGUUACAAUAUUGUACAUAAACACAUUGAUCAUUCUUCACUCUAAAUUCCCUCUUUUUUCUUUUUCCAAUGGGGGGGGGGGGAGAGAAUACUACCAAUCAGCGACCAUUUCAUACAAGACUCAUUUCAUCUUGAGGACUAAAUUCUCUCUUUCUAUCCAUUUUACCUGUUGUUAAUGCACUGUUGGCCUUAAUGGUGCCUUAUGCAAGUGACCUUUCCAAUUGGGGGUCGCAAAAUGUCAUGUAUAAGUGAUUGAAAAAGCUUUAUUAAGGCUCUGUUUCACAUGAACAUGCACCUUUCCCAUUUCCGAGGCCACUGUAGCCAAGCCCUUGUAGAUACAUAAUAUAUUGUUAUUCUUGAGCAUGCGAUUUCAUUCUUUGUCACUAAUAUUUGCCCUCGCAUUUCUAGAUGUUGUCAAAUCUGCAAUGUAGAGCACUUAAAGUUACGGAUUUGGUAUCUACUGAAUGAUCUUUUGAGUACGCUUUAGAUCUCUAUCUGUGAGAGACAAAAAGCUCUUAAAACAGGCUGUUGUGUAACGCAAGGCUUGAACGUUUGUGGAAUGCCAACUCCCCCCGUCCCUUGUAACCAAGAAUAAAGAAAAAAAAAAAAAAAAAAGCGCCUAAAGAUUUAUUGUAAUUAACAAGCUCCAGUCAGACAGGCCUUGCCUUGUACUGCCUCUCUGUAAUGAAUUGCUGAAGGCCCUGCCUGCUACAGACUGCUGACUCGGGCAGUUCGAUAUUGACCUGUCUGGAUGCCGUUGUUUUAGUCCAGCGACAGUAUUGUGGAAACAGUGCACAGCCAUCCAGAAAGAUAAAGAUAUAUCGCACACUUUUUCAACAUUUACAAUGGAAAUUUACGGACGUGGAGAAAGCCGCUCGUUCGGCUGUGUGCAUUUCUUUUGCCCGAAAUGUAAACUGUAAUGUUUUCAGGGACCAAACGAUCGAUUAAAUUUAUUGUACAUAGUUAUAUGCUUGAAUUCUUUGAGUAGCGUGCUUUUAUAAGCGCCGUGCGAUGAAGGUUUGACACUGUUGCAUGUUGAGCAGCUUCGUAGAUACGGAUUGUUUCAGCAGGAGAAAAGUAACUUGAAGCAGCUUGUGCUGCCAUUAAAUCAGACCAGCCAGGGUUUCGUGGGCAAAGAACAUUGUGUCUUUCCAACAGUGGCCAAUAUUAGUCAAGUGCUAAUGGAGCCUUAAUCAAGUUUUCCAUUUGCUUGCUUCUACCAACACUUUCUAUCACUUAUGUUUUCUCUCAUGAAUCCCUCUUGUCUAAAGAAUAUUUGUACAAAAAGAAUAAAAACGGAAACGUUAGGUCGGAAAACACAGAAAAAAACCUUUUUCUAAGAUUUUUAUUUGUUUUUGCUUUAUAUGAAUUUUAUUUGAAAUUGUUUUGCAAAAUUGUUAUAUUUCUGUAUGAAUGUAUUUUUUAUUGGAAUAAUAAGAAAUUCUUAUCGGACAAGUUUGA